This is a messenger RNA of Penicillium hordei, 981 nucleotides long. RefSeq lists its product as uncharacterized. Bases 1 to 981 code for a protein of 326 amino acids. Gene Ontology annotation, molecular function: alpha-L-arabinofuranosidase activity. The transcript has a single exon. Gene Ontology annotation, biological process: L-arabinose metabolic process. The record is from RefSeq and is a predicted model, not a curated record. NCBI's taxonomy places the organism in Eukaryota, Fungi, Ascomycota, Eurotiomycetes, Eurotiales, Aspergillaceae.
AUGUUCUUCAAAGCGAAAUCUGACUUAUUGUCAACUUUUGUUCUUUCCCUCGCAUCGGUGCCAACUGUGGUUGCCAACUGCGCACUUCCGUCUACUUACCAUUGGACAUCCACUGAAGCCCUCUCAAGGCCUAAAGCUGGAUGGACGGCUGUCAAGGAUUUCACCAAUGUGGUCGUUAACGGCCAUCAUCUCGUCUAUGCAUCGUCUGCCGAUCCAGCUGGGAAGUACGGCGGGAUGUACUUUGCUCCCUUUGCUGAUUGGCAGGGUAUGGCAUCUGCUAGUCAAAACGCAUUGGACUUUUCUGCUGUGGCUCCUACUUUGUUCUUCUUCCAGCCGAAGAACAUCUGGGUCCUCGCCUAUCAAUGGGGUGUGAGCCCUUUUACCUACCGGACAUCGAACGAUCCUGCCAGUGGAAAAUGGUCAGAAGGACAACCCCUCUUUACCGGCAAGAUCACCGAGUCCACCCAUGGUCCUAUUGAUCAGACCCUGAUUGGCGAUGCUACCCAUAUGUACCUUUUCUUUGCUGGUGACAAUGGCCGGAUUUAUCGAUCGAGCAUGCCUCUUGAAAACUUCCCCGGAAGCUUCGGAACCAGUUCGGAGGUGGUGCUGGCUGACACCAAGGAAAAACUCUUUGAGGCAGUUCAAGUGUACCAUGUCAAAGGACAGAACCAGUACCUGAUGAUCGUCGAGGCAAUUGGAGCCCACGGGCGCUACUUCCGUUCAUUCACUGCUAGUGACCUCAGCGGAAAGUGGGCCCCACAGGCAGUGAGCGAGGACAAGCCUUUCGCCGGAAAGGCUAACAGUGGCGCAACCUGGACUAACGAUAUCAGCCAUGGUGAUUUGGUCCGUGAAAACCCAGACCAGAGCAUGACUAUAGACCCUUGCAAUCUGCAGUUCCUCUACCAAGGACGUUCCCCAAUCUCAAGUGGCAACUACGAUACCGAGCCGUACAGGCCGGGUGUCCUCACUUUGAAGAAGUAA